ACGGUCUGCAAGAAACCCGUGCUCAAUUUAAAAUCAUCUUUAUGUGUUUGUUCUUAAAAGAACUAAAAACAAAUGAAAAUCAAUGCAUCAAUGCAAAAGCUACAGUUGUUACUGACUAUCGUGACGGAAUUUUAAUGCGCAGAUUUUUUCGUCCCACCUUAAUAUUUAUCUGCGAUCUGAUGCACAUAGCCACACUCAAAACAAUUCAAAUACACAGCGUUGUUAAUUGGAAUGAUCGGCACUGCAGUCAAAUAUUGUAGCUUGUUUAUUCAUUUGAAUGUCGUCUAAAUGCACCGUAUAGCUGCCUGAUGACUAAAAUGAACGGGGCACAUCCUAAAAAAUGCACGACUGUAUCCUUUGAUUGACUUCAGUAACUUUAGUUGCGUCCACGAAGACAGAGAGUUUCAAGGGGAUGGAGGGGGAGAACGUGUUGGCGACAGAAAGGUACGGCUCCCUGGGAAGAUGGAGCUAUCGGCGGAAGAAUGGAGCAAUGGAGAGAAAAAGAGAAGGGGGCGACAGCAGAUUGACAAGAAGCUCUUUUCUUGGGGUGUUGAAAAGUGUGUUCCUGCCACAGGGGUAUCCUGAGAGCGUGAGUGAAGAUUACCUGCAGUACCAGUUCUGGGACACAGUGCAGGCUUUCUGCAGUUCUCUCUCAGGCACUCUCUCCACUCAGGCUUCUCUUCGGGGUGUCGGGGUCGGGAAUCAGGAGGCUACAGUUGCUGCUGCCACGGUUACCUGGUUGCUAAGAGAUGGCACUGGGAUGCUGGGUAGGAUUCUCUUUGCUUGGGUUAAGGGGAGUAAACUCGACUGCGAUGCCAAGAAAUGGAGGCUGGUGGCCGACGUUCUCAAUGAUAUCGCAAUGUUCAUGGAAAUUGUCGCGCCAAACUUCCCAGCAUGCUUCACUCUCAUUGUCUGCACAGCUGGAGUCUUUAAGUCAAUCGUUGGGGUGGCAGGCGGAGCCACGAGAGCCGCCCUCACCGUCCAUCAGGCGCGCAGAGACAACAUGGCCGACGUCUCCGCUAAAGACGGCAGCCAGGAGACUCUGGUGAAUCUGGCUGGAUUGCUGGUCAGCUUGCUGCUGAUUCCCCUGGUGACUGACAGCACCCUCUUGACUUUUAGCCUCUUCUUCUUCUUCACCGUCCUCCACCUCCUGGCCAACUACAGGGCGGUUCGCUCGGUCGUCAUGGAAACGCUCAACGAGUCUCGGCUCUCCGUCCUGCUCCAGCAGCACCUGCGGGACGGGCGGGUUCUAAGCCCCUCAGAAGCCAAUCAGAGAGAGCCUGUGUUCCUGGAGUUCAAGCGGAGGGUCUCCCUUAAGCUUGGUGUGAGACUGGGAGAUGUAGUCUCCAGCCUGGAGGAACUCCAGCUGGCUUUGACGCACAAUGACAAGCCCUAUCUGAUUGGAGUCAAGCCUGACAGGGUGUGUGUGUGUCUGGGCGAGGACGUGUCAGUAACUGAUGAAAUACAGGCGGCCUGUCAGGCCCUGUGCUUGACCACAGUGCUGCUCUCCCGGCCGUCCCAGGGUCCCCUGGGAACUCUCACCGCUGCUCACACGCAAGGCCCCUGGGAACUGCUGGCUGAGAGUCACAAACUCAUUGAUAAGAUUUUCCCGCCAUUCCUGGAAGGCCUGAAGGCCAGUGGCUGGCAGGUGAAUCGCACGCUGCUGGACUGGGACGAGUGGCGGGUGGACUUGAAGAAGAAAAGGGAGUGACGGGCGGACAGAGAGGGAGAGACCGAACCCGAACAGCGGUCUGCGUCCUCACGCCGUCUGCAGAGAACCAGGUCGUUAGCGUCAGUGUGGUCACCUGAGCUGGCAAGAUGGACUAAAGAGGGACACGCAGUGACUCACUCAGCGAACACAGAGAUUUAUCGCUGGGGGAUUACGAACCAGGUAAAACCUGUUUGGAUGAACUACUGUAAGGAAUGUACCAAAUAAACCUUUUCCCCUUUUAAAAUG
This is a messenger RNA of Anguilla rostrata (American eel), 1957 nucleotides long. It is a transcript of the gene rusf1, whose product is annotated as RUS family member 1. NCBI's taxonomy places the organism in Eukaryota, Metazoa, Chordata, Actinopteri, Anguilliformes, Anguillidae. The coding region runs from base 413 to 1711 and encodes 432 amino acids. The transcript has 14 exons. The record is from RefSeq and is a predicted model, not a curated record.